Molecule: messenger RNA, 2758 nt
Organism: Pieris napi
Lineage: Eukaryota; Metazoa; Arthropoda; Insecta; Lepidoptera; Pieridae
Product: zinc finger MYM-type protein 1-like
Exons: 3
Coding region: 1665-2735 (356 amino acids)
Molecular function (GO): protein dimerization activity
Source: RefSeq, a predicted model, not a curated record
GGGGGCCCCAAAAGUGUGUAAGGAAAAAGAAUAAAAACUUUCUAAUUUAUUUUAUUUUACAAAUGACAAAAUUCUAUAAAGCAAUUCCUUUUUUUCCCGCCUUAAGCGUGCGUUCAAAAGUUGGCAACACUACAUCGUUAUGGCGGGCUGCGGGACUUCCCCGUUUUACUUACUUCAUCUUCAACUCAGCGGGGAAUCCCCGGGAAUCCUUCAUCGAUAUCGCGAUGUACGUGUACGUUGUUGUACUUUGCAUUGGAUGUUAAACCACGGAGUGCAGUGCACUGUUUAUUUACGCGCUUUAUAUAAAUGUGCAUUACAUUGUAAUUCAGUACAAACAAUAUUGUUCUUCUGGUUUAGCAGUAUUAGUAACGAUUUGUAAAAGAAAUGAGUGAAAGAAAAAGAGAUUAUCCCAGCGGCGCUGAGAAAAGAAAAAUUGAACAGAAAAGGGACGAGGUUAUAAAAAAAGUGCCCAAAAUUUCUUCAUUUUUUCAGAGACAAGAUACUGUGAGUGAUUUAGAUUGGAAAGAUUCUUCUGAAGCAUGUUCUUCGUCACAUAUCCAUCCGGAAAUAGAAGAAAGCCAAGCACAUACUUUAUCGGAUGUCUAUCCAGAAAUCGAGGAACCCCAAGUCAACGAUUCUGAUAUAUCUGCAGAUAAUGCAGAUUGUAAUAUAAUUUCAUCAGAUAGAGGAAAUUUUGGUGACAAUUUAACUGAAUGCGAACGAAAAAUAAUUUUUAAAUUGGGUCCAUUUAAACCACAAGGACCAUUUCCAAAAGUUUCAGAAAAUAACCGACCUUUUUCAGCUUAUUAUUAUUCAUAUUUCAAUCAGGCAGGCAUAAAAAUUAUAAGACCAUGGUUAUGUUAUUCUAACGUUUUAAACAAACCGUACUGUCACUUCUGUUGGUUAUUAGCAGAUCGUCAAAACAAAUCGUACUCCUCUGCUUGGGUUAACGGUGUUUCGGUUAGAAGCAAUUUCACACAAACUAUUCUUGACCAUGAAAAGUCACAGCAGCAUAUUAGUGCCUCACUCUCUUAUAAUAAUUGGUUGCAAGGAAAUACCAUCGAUACUCUAUUGAAAAGUGAAAUCGAUAGUAAAAUUACAUUCUGGAGAGAUGUACUGCAUCGUAUAAUUAAUGUUAUAAUUACUUUAGUAUCUUGUAAUCUACCUUUGAGGGGGCAUGAUUCUGAUUCUGGCAAUUUUAUGGCAAUUUCACGUCUGCUAUCUAACUAUGAUGCAACUUCAAAAGAACUUUUUCUAAAACCGAAAGGUGAAAUAAAUUAUUUAAGCCCUACGAUUCAAAACGAAAUUAUUAGUUUGCUUGGUACUAACGUUAGGAACAGUAUUAUCUCAGAAAUUAAAAAAGCUCAAUUUCUGACAAUAAUUCUGGAUACAACACAAGACUUGUCAAAAAUUGACCAACUAUCUGUAGUUUUUCGAUAUAUCUCGGUUACAGAAAAUGAUGAUAAUGUGCUGAAGAAAUAAAAAUCUGUGAGUCCUUUUUAGGAUUCAUAGCAGUAACCGAUUGCAGUGCUGCAGGUCUGAAAACUGUCAUUUUAAAUUUGACUAAAGAAUAUGGAAUUGAUUUGACUAAAUGUAGAGGACAGGGAUACGAUGAUUUAGAAAAAAUAUAUACUUUUUUUGGCAAUAGUAUAAAACGCUGGGCUAUGCUAAGUGACGAUUCAUCUGAAAAAUAUUUGAUUACCCUUAAAAAGGUAUGUCCUACUAGAUGGUCUUCUAGGAACGACGCUUUAUUAGCAGUAAAGAAAAAUUUUUUACUAAUCAUGAAAACUUUGUACCAACUAAAUUUAAUUUCAAAUAAAAAAGAUGAACGUGAAGAAUGUAAAAGUAUAAUUAAUAUUUUAGAGAGUUUUGAUUUCUUAGUGCUCGUUACAUUUUUUUCUUCACUAUUUGAAAUUAUUAAUCCUGUUUCUAAAGCUCUACAGCAUGAAAAUAAUGACUUACAGAAAUCUAGUAUUUUAUUAAGUAAUCUUUUAAAUAGACUGUGCCAAUUAAGAAAUCAGAAUUCAUUUAAUAGUUUGCUAAAUGAAUCCAAAGAUUUAGCAAAAAAGUGGGGGGUAACAACUGUUUUUAAAAACAGUAGGCGAAAGAUAACGAAGCGUUUUUUUGAUGAGUUAUCACAAGAUGAGAGAAUUUCCGACCCGGAAUCCUAUUUCAAAGUCAAUGUAUACUAUUGCUGUUUAGAUAUAUUAAUUUCUCAAACUAAAGAAAGAUUUCAGAGCCUUUGCAACCUGAGUAGUAUAUUCGAAAUAUUACAACCGGAGAAACUCCUAUCUUCUUCAAGCGAAGAGAUAUUAAACGCUUCCGGAAAACUGUCUGCUAAAUACAGUAAAGACAUCUCACUUAAUCUUUGUGACCAAUUAAAGGCUCUAAAAACAUGCUUAAAUUCUGAAAUUAAAAAAAAUUAUUCCAUUAAAGAACUCAUUGAAUUAUUGCUAGUAAAAUUCAAUAGUCUUGCAUCCAGUUUUCCCGAGGUAAUCACAGCAUGCUUUUUAUUCUUGACCCUUCCAGUUACAACCGCAACGGCAGAAAGAAGUUUUUCAAAAUUAAAACUAGUAAAAAAUUACUUAAGAACUUCGAUGGGACAAGAACGGCUGUCAGACAUCUCACUAUUGUCCAUAGAGGCAGAAACUUUAGAAAAACUAAAAUCAUCAUCAGCCAUAAAUGAUUUAAUAAAUCAGUUUGCCGAUAAAAAGGCAAGGAGAGUGAAUAUUUAAAAUUUGAUUUUUAUUUGUAAAAU